Messenger RNA from Amyelois transitella, 822 nucleotides. Its product is annotated as trypsin-1-like. Gene Ontology annotation, molecular function: serine-type endopeptidase activity. Bases 1 to 822 code for a protein of 273 amino acids. Lineage: Eukaryota; Metazoa; Arthropoda; Insecta; Lepidoptera; Pyralidae. Gene Ontology annotation, biological process: proteolysis. The record is from RefSeq and is a predicted model, not a curated record. The transcript is spliced from 5 exons.
AUGGUUCAAGUAACAUUUUGUUUUGUCGUCGUGCUGGGUUUAUUGUUCGAUGUUAGUAAUGGCUUCUUUAAUAGAGGAAGAAACACAUUACCUUGGAUACCUCUGAUGCAUGAAACUGAGGACAGCGCUGAAAUAAUUGGAGGCGAUGAGGUCGACAUAAAGCAGUAUCCAUUUCAGGCGGGUGUAUUUUAUUCAGAUGAUUUCUAUUGUGGAGGAUCCAUCAUCAGCGAAGAAUAUAUCAUCACCUGCGGUUAUUGUGUAGCAUCGAAUGAUACCAAAGAUUAUCAAAUAAAAGUCGGCACUACACAUUUGUCAGAAGGUGGAACAGUUUACAAUGUCUCAGCACUUAUUUAUCAUCCCUAUUUUGUUUUGGAAGAACUUGACUAUAAUGUAGCACUCGUUAGAACGACUGGAAAAAUGAAAAUUGACGGUACGACAGUAAAACCUGUGCAACUGGCGAAUUCCGACAGCGUGCUGAAACCCGGUGACAACAUUGUAGUGACUGGAUGGGGAGCAAUGCAAAAUGGAUCUUUGUCGAACUCGCUAAGAGCAUUAGCAAUGCCUGUUACUACACAAGAAUAUUGCACUGAAUCAUAUAAACAUCUAGUGAAUAUUACGGAUCGCAUGUUUUGCGCUGGAUUCGAGAAAGGUGGCAAAGGUGUCUGUGCCGGUGAUGGGGGCGGUCCAGCUGUAGAAGAAAAAAGUAAUGUACAAUAUGGGCUCAUUACAUUUAGCAAUGGUUGUGCAGAAGCAGGCUUUCCUGGAGGAUUCAUUAACAUUUCUGCAUUAAGAGACUGGAUAAAAGAAGUUGCCGGCGUUUAA